CCUUAAUGGGAAGAAAGUCGUUUUUCAUGGAUUCCAUAACCACAAUUCCGCCAUGGACGCCGUUGCUGCUUUCAUUGGUGGCGGCGAUUCUCAUCUCAUCCGGCGAAGCUCAAGAUUCCACCACUUUAGUUCCGGCCAUCUUUGCUUUCGGUGAUUCCGCCGUCGAUGUGGGUAACAACGAUUACCUUCCCACCAUUUUUAAAGCUAAUUACCCACCGUACGGCCGUGAUUUCGUCAACCACCAGCCCACCGGAAGAUUCUGCAACGGCAAACUUGCCACCGAUAUCACUGCUGAUACACUCGGUUUCACGACGUACCCGCCGGCGUAUCUCAGUCCGGAGGCCACCGGAAAGAAUCUUCUGAUCGGAGCUAAUUUUGCAUCUGCUGGAUCUGGUUAUGAUGAUAAAACCGCCAUUGGAAGCCAUGCUAUUCCAUUAUCGCAACAGCUUCAAUACUACAAAGAGUACCAAACCAAGCUACAGCAGGUCGCCGGAAGUGGCAAAGCAGCCUCCAUAAUUAAGGAUGCUUUAUACUUGAUCAGCGCCGGUAACAGCGAUUUCGUUCAGAACUAUUACGUCAAUCCCUUCGUUAACAAAGUCUACACUCCUGAUCAGUACGGAUCAUAUCUCGUCGGUAUCUUUUCAAGCUUCAUUAAGGAUUUGCACGGAUUAGGAGCAAGGAGAAUCGGGGUGACUUCACUUCCGCCGUUGGGGUGUUUGCCGGCGGUCCGAACGUUGUUCGGAUACCAUGAAAAGGGAUGUGUAGCCAAGAUGAACACAGAUGCUCAAGCUUUCAACAAGAAAGUGAAUGCAGCUGCAACCCAAUUAGGAAAGGAACUCCCCGGUCUCAAGAUCGCUAUUUUCGACAUAUUUCAACCGCUCUACGAUCUCGUAAAAGACCCUUCAUCUCAUGGUUUUGUGGAGGCUACAAGAGGGUGUUGUGGAACAGGAAGGGUAGAAACAACAGUACUGUUAUGCAAUCCGAAAUCGAUAGGGACGUGCAGCAAUGCGACUCAGUUCGUGUUUUGGGACAGUGUUCAUCCGUCUGAAGCUGCUAAUCAAGUUCUUGCAGAUGCCUUAAUCCUUCAGGGAAUUUCCCUUAUUGGUUAAGCCCAUCACCAUCACUCUUGUCUUAACUUUGUAUACUUCAUGUACACAAAUGUUUCUAUAUCCUAAAAAGGGUCACCCAGUUUCCAUCACUACCCACUACUGUUUUUCUGUUUAUGUGAAUUCAGACACAUGUAAAAGACCUUUCCAAGAUUUAUAAGACUGUAUUCAGACAUCCCAGAUUCAAUAUUAAGCACAUUACAGUUC
Cynara cardunculus var. scolymus (artichoke) is the source of this 1313-nucleotide messenger RNA. Its product is annotated as GDSL esterase/lipase APG. The transcript has 5 exons. Lineage: Eukaryota; Viridiplantae; Streptophyta; Magnoliopsida; Asterales; Asteraceae. The record is from RefSeq and is a predicted model, not a curated record. Gene Ontology annotation, cellular component: apoplast. Gene Ontology annotation, molecular function: hydrolase activity, acting on ester bonds. Bases 6 to 1109 code for a protein of 367 amino acids.